AUGGCUUCCAGAAAGCGUCUAGGAAAUCUUGCGUUGGACAAGACAGUGAUCUUCGUGUGUGAUAUGCAGGAACGAUUCCGCCCGGCUAUUGCUUAUUUCUCAGAAAUAGUUGAAGUGGCUGGAAGAAUACUUGAAGCAUCAAAGCUUUUGAACAUUCCAGUGAUUGUAACUGAACAAUAUCCAAAAGGUCUGGGGAACACAGUGGCAGAGUUAGAUAUCAGUCAUGCUGUUGGCAAGUUUGAUAAGACAAAGUUCAGCAUGAUGUUACCAGAGGUGGAGGAGAAGCUGAAAACCCUAUGUGGUGGAGAUGUCCAGCAUGUUGUGCUGUUUGGCAUAGAGGCUCAUGUUUGUAUCCAGCAGACCGUCAUAGACCUUCUUUCUCGAGACAUAGAGGUUCAUAUUGUGGCCGAUGCUUCUUCCUCGAGGAACCAGAUGGACAGGUUGUUUGCUUAUGAGCGGUUCCGCCACAGCGGAGCAACCGUGACCACCAGUGAAGCGAUCCUGUUACAAUUUAUAGGAGACAAAGACCAUCCGCAGUUUAAACCCAUCCAACAAUUGAUCAAGAAAAGUGCUCCGGACUCUGGUCUUGUCACCAAACUUUAGAUCAUUUAAAACGAUCCAGUCAGAAAAGUGCUCCGGACUUUGGUCUUGUCACCAAACUUUAGAUUGUUUUAACCCACUCAUUAGCUCACAAAGAAAAAUACUCUAGACUCUGGUCUUGUCUCGCCACCACAGAUCAUUCUGCGCUUGUAUACAUAUGUAUAUUAUUUGUAUCAAGCAACACGUGAUAUUGAUGGUAUUAAUUUAAGAAAACUAUGCAUUUUAAGAUCAGCAUGUUCUUUCGCAUUUAUAAAUCUGGUAGAUACUAUCUCCUUGUUGUUUUACUAUUUGAAUUUCAGAUGAGAUCUACUUUAUCUGUUUUGCAGGCAAAAAAACAAAAAACACUGAAGAAAAUGAAAAGCAAUGUAGACCAUUCUGCCAAAUUAAAGGUUUAACUGUAAUAAAUACUACUGUAUGUUUAUGCUUCAUACGAUGAUAUCUCCAUCACAAUGAAAAGAUCGUACAUUAUACCUGUGCAAUCAUGUUUGUUUAAGGUUCAAGUGUAAUAGUGUUUGAAAGAGGAAGGCGAUGAGUUAGUGAUGCUUUUUCACAUUGUAGUACACAUAUUCAUUGAAUCAUCAAUCAUUCGUGUAAAACUUUGUUUUGAAGCCAUUUAUGGAACAAAUAUAUGUGGAAUUAAAACAGUUUUUUAUUGUAGUAUAA
Messenger RNA from Ylistrum balloti, 1263 nucleotides. Its product is annotated as isochorismatase domain-containing protein 1-like. Gene Ontology annotation, cellular component: cytoplasm. The record is from RefSeq and is a predicted model, not a curated record. The coding region runs from base 1 to 603 and encodes 200 amino acids. NCBI's taxonomy places the organism in Eukaryota, Metazoa, Mollusca, Bivalvia, Pectinida, Pectinidae. The transcript has 5 exons.